AUGGGCGGGCUAAAACUGCUGGUAUUGCUGUUCUCAGUUCUGCACAGCUGCAAUGGAGAGCGGAGGUUGCUUCGUGAUCCGUGUAUCGGCACUUUGCAGUCUUCCGCGCGGAUACACGCGUACAUCGGUGUCUUACGAACGUCCAGUAACGAUUCUAUCAUCAGAAGGACGCUUUCCAGGGUAAAGGUGACAGAUGGUGAUGAAUGUGUCAACGAAGAUGUAGAUCCAAAUAGUUGGACCCCUGAAGAAAGCAGGGAUGAGGAAUCAAAUGUCGCCAUCACUCAUGAGGUCACUGUUGGCGACAUAAAUGAAGUGGACCGUGAAAUCGCGGGCUCUGCAGAGCCCACUGAGUAUCCAGUCUUUGAGGAUGAAUCGUCACAGGACCAGCAAACUGAGCAGAUAAUUUUAUUGCCAGAAGAUCGGAAUCGCUACGAAUACAUCGGUAGAUUGUCUGGUGCAGAUAAUGCCGAUCAAGUUGAUCACAAUGGAGCGUUUCCGUCGGCCUCUAGUAAAAACCCUAACAAUGAGACAAAAGGUGCAGUCGCCGAUAAGCUGGGAAACGCCAACAACAGUUAUUCGGCGGCGUAUAACUGGAACUAUGCUCCUCGACAAAGAAACAAAAGGGCAAGGAACGCGCAAAAUUCAGGGGAACAGUCACGUUCACAAUAUGCUUCGUCUGUUAAGAGUGUUAACCUAGAUGAUUUGGUGGAGGAUGCAUUCAAGGAUCAAAAAAUGGCCGACAAUUUUUGCGUAUUGGGAUACACUCCGCAACAUAGAGAUGAAUUCUUCGUAGAGCUCGUAAGGCGCCUAGCCGAGCACAAACGCAAAACGAAGAAUGCUCCACACGUGCUUUACGUGGCCCGGCACUCUCGUACCAUUGAAAAACUAUAUGAGCUUUGCCAAGAAGAAAACGAAAGCUUCGGUAAGGUAAACAUCAUAUCAGAUGAGCAAAUCAGUGUCGCUCCCAAUAACCUACUCACCGUGGCGGAACUGACGAGACUCUCACGUAUAUACCACGCCAUAAACAUGCACAACCAAGAGCAGGCCGGGGAACUAGUGGAAUACUUGCGCAACAUGAAACUGUACGAUAAGAAUGCGAACUCUGGCACAAGCGGUGAAGAAACGCCCACGGAUGAAGCUAGUGUGGACUCGUCCAUAAGCGGUGAAGAAACGCCCACGGAUGAAGCUAGUGCGGACACUCCGCAAAGCGCCGGAAGUACAGUAACUGAAUUGUUUUUCAAAGGGGAUCCAGUUGAUGACUCAAACCAAGAGGAGUUUGUUGGCGUGCUGCGAUCACUCAUUGAUUCCUUUUUCCGAUCUCACGAUGAGGUGGCCAAUCGAAAUUGGAAUGAGCGUGACAUAUUCGUGCCGCAGAAAGAAACGUUGCUCUCGAUACGGAAGUUGUUUCAAAACUCAUACCAUAGUACCACACAGUUGGCUGACAGGUUACAAAUAAACGAGCCGAGCAAACGUAUAGUGGUGGUGGAUGGAUUUGCGCCACGGCACAUGCCCAGUGAACGAAGUCGUGGUACAGCGCUAUUCGAUUUGCUAAUGAUUGCAAUGCGCAAUGAGUGUCAGAUGGCGGCAAUAUCGUACCAGCUGUUCAACCCCCAUAAUUUGGUGCAAUGGCUGAGGAGAAACGUCGGACCCACUGACUUCGUGGUCGCGUCUAAAUUUCCAGAGUGCAGAGUGUUCAAGGAUGAUUGGCAUUUCGAUCCUUUCGAGAAUAACGAAACACCAACGUAUGGCAUCGCGGAUGUUAAUUUCCUCCAAAAGGUGCUCACGGAGAACCACAUGUGUCCGCGGACGUUGUUCCACAAACCCAAUAAAGAGGCAACCCCUUCAAACUGGCCACUAAACAAGCAAUUUGCCGUCAUGUUGAAGGACAUUCUGAAGCAGGCGAUGCUGAUAAAGGGGGUAGACACCCUGCAUAAACUCAAGCACCACAGCAGGAGCACCUACGACUACGUGAAGCAAUACCUUCCCGGCGGAAGGGAGUACAAGCCGGCUGAGAAGACUGGAAAGCAGGAUGAAGUGGAUAACGGUAUGACAGACGAAGUGUCACAGACAACGGAACAAUCGGGCGAUGCUGAGCCAAUGACGAUUGACGAUUUCCUGGAUCAGGUCAUUGAUUUGGGGAGACGGCACAGGGCCGUUAAAAUGAUGCAGAAGUUGGACCUCGAUUCGGCUAUUAAAUCGAUGUCUGAUAAAGCAGCUGUAUCGAUUAUUGACCGAGUAAUAAAGGACGGGAUUUAUCCUACCGUCAUUAUGGCCAGGCCGAGUGACGUCGAGGCAUACAAGCCGGUUGUACUAGAAAAGUUCGAGCCUAUCCCAGAAAUAGAAAGCCUACUUGAGGAGUACGUUGUUGACAUGGCGGAUGUGGAAUACGUAAAACGAGGUGUAAUAUGUUUGGGGCGAAAUUUCAACCCUCUAACUGCGGAGUUUGUGAAGAAACACCUCCAUCUGUUCAAGGUGGUGGUGACAUACUUACAGAUGAGGGGUGCUCGUCAUUACGUUUGUCAGUAUCCACUGGAUGCUAGAUCCGCCAUCAACCAUACGUUGCGGUAUCCGACUUCACUUCUAAACACGGUCCUCGGCGCAGAGCGCGUCUCAUUUUACGCCAUGCCGCCGAGUUCGACGCUGAAUGUGUUAUCGAGCUUCCUUUCGAGUAUACCGAUUGAUUUCAGGUGGUUUAAGCCGCUGGAAGCCUUGAAGCACACUAUGGCGGAGAUACCGCAGGAGGUUAAGGCAAAUUCCCAACUUGCCAGCAGCUUGGAAAAAGGAACCUUCGCCAAGUUCAUGACAGAAUGCUCCGACGCGUAUUUAGCCCGGAACGGUGCGAUAUUACACACGACUACUGGUGAUAGUGAAAGGGUGGAUUGCUGCACUGAGUCGUAUUACAGUAGUGACAGCCCAUCCCCUACUAACGCGCUGGAGACAGUGCCAUCUCAUAAGUGGGAGCAAAACACAAAGUACUACGGUACAACUGAGAGUGACGAAUCACGUGGAGAUGUUCAGAAGUCGGCGGUACACUCGGAACGGAGGCAAUAUACGUACGAUCAGUCAUACCAACCUGCCCCCAGAGCGGGUGCCCAGACGCCAUUACCGUCCUACAAGGGUGAUCAGGUGGUGCGAAACGGACGAUCGCAAAAUGGGCCAUUGAUGCGGAGCAUGCUUGAUCGGCAGGUGCAUCUCAAAACCCUCGAGGGAAGGCUGCUGCAAUCAGGUGUUGUCAUGCGUCCCUUUUACGCGCUGGACCAAAAGUGGAAAGGGGUGGCUCAAUUCCGCUCAUACCUUCGCAACCACAUCAGAGGCUUGCUGCUGCACAAGAGCAAGGCAUUUUUCAUGCUUAAUUUCGCGACACCGUUACACGGUGCUGACGUCCUUGGGAUGGACGGCAAACACUACACCGUCGUGUGGAUAGGCAUUCCCACCAAGUGCACCGUACCUAAUCACAACCUGUCCCAGCAGGUGUGGCACUCUAUGCGCAAACUGUUUGCCGAGAACAGCCACCAUACGUAUUUCGCGGUGCUGAAGGCGGAAAACGGUGGGUACCUGUGCGUCCCCUCCGUGUUCAUCAAGGACAUAUGCGAAAUGCCAGCCACCGGAAAAUUGGUCGGAGGCGCCAUCCGUGCGUCUAAGCCCGCAGCGGUUGUGUUGAACCCUAAGGAAGGUGUGCCACAAGACGCGAUGGUCGACAGGCUGAGGUACCUCGUCAUGACGGACGAGAAAGGCAACGAAGCGGAGAUGCUUCCAUCGCGCAUGGAAGCCGCCAGCUUCUUACCGAACGCAACAUUGGAGCUGGUCAGGAUCGGUCUAGAGAUGGUAGAGAGGUACAACGCUGUGGAGAAGCAGCUAACGGAUGACGCGGUAACGAAGUGCAGCAAGAUGUCGUGGAUAUCCGGCAUCAAGGCAUCGCUGCAGAAGUGCGUCGUGGAUUUCCACGGGCAGAAUCUCGGCUGGCACAUCCUGAACGUGCUCCUCGCCAUCGGGACCAUUACGGCAGUGAUCGUCGGCCAGGUGAAGCAGGACUUCGUGCUCACAAUGAAGAUUGUCAUCGGUACAGGCGUGCUGUGUGCUGUCGUCUGCACGCCAGCGUGGCCUAUGUACGGCCGCCAUCAGAUUCCAUGGAAGCCUGUUAAGGAAGCUAAGGAAUAA
This is a messenger RNA of Babesia ovata, 4158 nucleotides long. RefSeq names its product microsomal signal peptidase. Lineage: Eukaryota; Apicomplexa; Aconoidasida; Piroplasmida; Babesiidae. The transcript is spliced from 4 exons. Gene Ontology annotation, cellular component: endoplasmic reticulum membrane; signal peptidase complex. The record is from RefSeq and is a predicted model, not a curated record. The coding region runs from base 1 to 4158 and encodes 1385 amino acids. Gene Ontology annotation, biological process: protein targeting to ER.